This is a messenger RNA of Ipomoea nil (Japanese morning glory), 1293 nucleotides long. RefSeq names its product zinc-finger homeodomain protein 2-like. Gene Ontology annotation, molecular function: DNA-binding transcription factor activity; transcription cis-regulatory region binding. The coding region runs from base 190 to 903 and encodes 237 amino acids. The record is from RefSeq and is a predicted model, not a curated record. Gene Ontology annotation, cellular component: nucleus. The transcript has a single exon. Gene Ontology annotation, biological process: regulation of DNA-templated transcription; regulation of developmental process. Lineage: Eukaryota; Viridiplantae; Streptophyta; Magnoliopsida; Solanales; Convolvulaceae.
GUGAGAAGUGAAAAAGACCGGCAUUACUAUGUUGCCGGUGGUUGUCUUGUUGUGGUUAAGGUUAGAUAUACAGAGGUAUAUAUAGAGAGAGAGUGGUGAAUGGAGAUUACGGAAGAUAAUUAGUUGGGGAAAUUAGCGUACGAUUUGGCUAAGUAUAAGAAGAGCUAAGAGCUAAGAGAAGAAGAAAGCAUGGAGUUUGAGGAUCAAGAGGAGCAGAAGGGAGAAGAAGGAGAUAUAGAGAUGGGGGCGAGUUAUGACUCGCUGGGGAACUCGAAGCCAACUCAGCCGAAAAUGGCGUCCAUGAGCCCCGGCGGCGGCGGCGGAGUGAUGGCGCCACUUCAGAUGAGGAAGCCGCGGUACAGGGAGUGCCUGAGGAACCACGCGGUGGGGAUCGGCGGGCACGCGGUGGACGGUUGCGGCGAGUUCAUGGCCGCCGGGGAGGACGGCAGCGUCGACGCCCUCAAAUGCGCCGCCUGUAACUGCCACCGCAAUUUCCACCGCAAGGAGACGGAAACCGCCGCCGCCGCCACCGCCCUAGUCCACUUCGGCUACCACCCCCACCCAACCGGGUACCUCCACCACCACCUCCCUCCGCCCCAGCACCGCCCUCUCGCGCUUCCCUCCACCUCCGGCGGCGGCGCCGCCGCUUACAGAGAAGAAAUGAUGGAUGACAUGGACUUAUCGAACCCGAACAGCGGCGGCGCGUCGAAGAAACGGUUCAGAACAAAGUUCAGCCAGGAGCAAAAGGACAAAAUGUUCGAGCUGGCGGAGAAGCUGGAGUGGCGGAUUCAGAAGCAAGACGAGGCGGCGGUGCAGCAGCUCUGCAACGAUUACGGCAUUAGAAGGCACGUUUUCAAGGUCUGGAUGCACAACAACAAGCACACCCUCGGUAAAAAACCUUAAAAAAUCCAAAAAACAAAAAACAUGGAGAUCGAAGAUGAUGAACACCCUGACAAUUUAUCUCCACUUUUAGGGCAUUCCAUGAUAAAAAUCUGUGCUUUUUCUGGGGAACUUAGUGGUGAAAAUCAUUAGAUUAGGCCAAAAACUAGGGCUUUUUUUUUCUUCUUCUUCUUUUUCUUGCCAGCUGACUCCAUGAAUGGAAGAUGAUGAUGAUGACUAGUAGUAGCAGUAGUAGCAUUAAUUUCUAUGGAGUUCUUCUUGUCUCUGAAAUGGAGUAAUAUUGUGGGUGCAUGUUAAGAUGAAGUUAUGUUAAGGCUGGCUGUAUUGCAUGUACCCUUAUGACAUAUUCCUUUUUCUGGGUUUUCUGAAACUAGCCCUCUUGAUGUGGCUCUA